Fonsecaea erecta is the source of this 1353-nucleotide messenger RNA. Its product is annotated as nicotinate phosphoribosyltransferase. The transcript has a single exon. The record is from RefSeq and is a predicted model, not a curated record. Gene Ontology annotation, biological process: NAD+ biosynthetic process. The coding region runs from base 1 to 1353 and encodes 450 amino acids. NCBI's taxonomy places the organism in Eukaryota, Fungi, Ascomycota, Eurotiomycetes, Chaetothyriales, Herpotrichiellaceae. Gene Ontology annotation, molecular function: nicotinate phosphoribosyltransferase activity.
AUGGCACAACCAAAGCUGCCCGAAGGCGUCUUCUCUUUCCUCGACACUGAUCUUUACAAGCUGACGAUGCAGUGUGCGAUUCUAAAGUACUUUCCCACGGUCGAUGUUGAAUAUAAGUUCACCAACCGCACCCCGCAGAUGCGAUUGGAUCAAGAAGCUGUCAAUUGGCUGAAAGAACAGAUUACAAAGCUGGGGAAUAUCACCCUCGAACAGCAAGAGUUGGAAUAUCUCCGAAAACACUGCCCGUUCCUGACCUCCGACUACCUAGAGUACCUACAGACAUUUCGACUCCGGCCCGCCGAGCAGGUGCAUCUCGAGUUCAAGCCGGUCGAUGGAACGUACGGAGACCUCGACAUUACCAUCACUGGCCUGUGGGUCGAGACAAUUCUAUACGAAAUCCCCAUCCUGGCCUUGACGAGCGAAGCAUACUUCAAGUUUAUUGACAAGGACUGGGAUCACAGCGGGCAAGAGGAACGGGCAUACGAGAAGGGAGUGCGGUUAUUCCGCGCAGGCUGCAUUGUUUCGGAAUUCGGCUCUCGGAGAAGACGCGACUUCCACACCCAGGAUCUCGUGCUCAAAGGUCUAGUGAGGGCUUCACAUGAAAAAGGUCUGCCUGGAAAGCUGUCGGGCACAAGCAAUGUAUACUUUGCGAUGAAGUACAGCAUUCCGCCUGUCGGGACAGUGGCCCACGAAUGGUACAUGGGGAUCGCCGCCCUCACCGAUGACUACGAAAAUGCCAAUGAAAAUGGCCUCCGUUACUGGCUUGACUGCUUCGGCAAGGGGGUCCUGGGCAUUGCCCUCACGGAUACGUUCGGUACACCCGACUUCUUCAAGGCAUUCAAGAAACGGACGCCUGCCCGGACAUCGGCCUCACGGGACGAGUCGACGGGGUAUACUGACGACAGCCAUCCGGCAACGGAUCAGCCGUACUACGCCGAAGUGUUUGCAGGCAUCAGACAAGACUCUGGGGAUCCCAAGGAAUAUAUCAAAGGUGCUGAUAACUUCUACAAGUCGAUAGGAGUGGAAAACAAGAGUAUUGUGUUCUCAGACUCACUCAAUGUGGAAAAAUGCAUCGAAUACCGGGAAUUGGCAGAAGCCUGUGGGUUCAAGCCUUCUUUUGGGGUGGGUACAUUCUUCACGAACGACUUCAGCCGCAAGUCGGACCCCGAAGCCAAAUCCAAGCCGAUGAACAUCGUCAUCAAAUUGUCCAAGGCGGGCGGGAGACCGGCCAUCAAGUUAUCCGACAAUAUCGGCAAGAACAUGGGGGACGAGCAGACGGUCCUAGAUGUCAAACGCCGUCUUGGUUACACGGAGAAAGACUGGAGGGGGGUUGAUGAAUCAAAGAGGUGGUGA